AUUUUCUACGAGAGAAUUGACUGACUCGUCAUUUGUUCGCAACUCGAUCAAUGAGUUGAGUUUUUAAUAUUCUUGUGAAACGAUAAACGUUGGCGUUCGUGUGAAGUGUGACUGACUUACUAAACACUGUGAAUUUAAUCGUUCGACUCAACGCAGAGGAUUUUAAUCUCAGGAGAAGAGAAAAUAAUUAAAUAAACGCUAAGAUGCAGAUGCACGAACAGAUUAUUGUCGAUGGACAGGAGCAGCCGAUCAGCAGGACUUAUCAAUACAGAAAGGUGAUGAAACCGAUGUUGGAGCGCAAACGUAGGGCACGUAUAAACAGGUGUCUCGACGAGUUAAAGGACCUGAUGGUGACGGCGCUCGCCGGCGACGGCGAGAACGUGGCGAAGCUGGAGAAGGCCGACAUCCUCGAGCUGACGGUUCGUCACCUCCACAAGCUCCAGAGGCAGCAGAGACUGUCGGCGAACCCAGUGAUAGACGCGGACAGGUUCAGGGCGGGUUACACGCAUUGCGCAAACGAAGUGAGCCGGUGCCUGGCGGCGACGCCGGGCGUCGACGUCGCCCUGGGAACUAAGCUCAUGACGCACUUGGGCCACAAGUUGAACGCCAUGGACAAGACCGGACCUUUGACCAUCCACGUCGCUGCCCCCCAGGGCUCGCCGACGAGCAGCGAAAGCACCGACGACAGCAGCGAAGACUAUCCGAUGCCCCUGACGCCCGCCUCCAGCCAACCGUCGCCCGUCAGGUCCGACGUCGAGGGGGCCUCGUUUAGCCAUCGGGGCCUUCUGCAGGUCGCGAAGCCGACCGAAGCCGUUUGGAGACCGUGGUAAAUCCGUGGAUCCAGAAGAUAUACGCCGGAAUUUAAAAGAAGAAAAUAAACCAAACCAGACAGAAGACGGAGAAGAA
This is a messenger RNA of Diprion similis, 906 nucleotides long. Its product is annotated as enhancer of split m7 protein-like. The coding region runs from base 204 to 830 and encodes 208 amino acids. Gene Ontology annotation, cellular component: nucleus. Gene Ontology annotation, molecular function: DNA-binding transcription factor activity, RNA polymerase II-specific; protein dimerization activity; RNA polymerase II cis-regulatory region sequence-specific DNA binding. The transcript is spliced from 2 exons. Gene Ontology annotation, biological process: anterior/posterior pattern specification; regulation of transcription by RNA polymerase II; regulation of neurogenesis. The record is from RefSeq and is a predicted model, not a curated record. Lineage: Eukaryota; Metazoa; Arthropoda; Insecta; Hymenoptera; Diprionidae.